Salarias fasciatus (jewelled blenny) is the source of this 1553-nucleotide messenger RNA. RefSeq names its product hyaluronoglucosaminidase 6 (gene hyal6). The record is from RefSeq and is a predicted model, not a curated record. The transcript has 3 exons. Bases 1 to 1536 code for a protein of 511 amino acids. Gene Ontology annotation, molecular function: hyalurononglucosaminidase activity. Lineage: Eukaryota; Metazoa; Chordata; Actinopteri; Blenniiformes; Blenniidae. Gene Ontology annotation, cellular component: cytoplasmic vesicle. Gene Ontology annotation, biological process: defense response; hyaluronan catabolic process; carbohydrate metabolic process.
AUGGUGCUGAUGGGGCUCCGUUUCCUGUCUUUGCUCCUGUGGAUUGGCAUUGGGAUGAAGUUCCAGGUCAGGGGAGACCAGACGAAGCCGGCCCGGGUGCCUCUGAUCCCUCAUCGUCCUUUUGUUGUAGUUUGGAAUGCUCCGACUGAGUCCUGCCGCUUUAGGUUUAAAGUGGACCUGGACCUUAGUAUUUUUGAUAUCGUAGCAAAUCUCAACGAAACCCUAAGUGGACCAAAUGUCACCAUAUUCUACCACCGUCAUCUGGGAUACUACCCGUUCUAUUCCAAUUCUGGAGUACCGAUCAACGGGGGUCUCCCUCAAAAUCAGAGCAUCUCCAAACACCUGAACAAGGCACGGGCAGAUAUUGAUAAGCUGAUCCCUCAUAAAGACUUUCGCGGUCUGGGAGUCAUUGACUGGGAGAACUGGAGACCCCAGUGGGUGAGGAACUGGGGUUCCAAAGAUAUCUAUCGCAACAAGUCUAAGGAACAGAUCCGUAAACUUCACCCAAACUGGCCGGAGAGUAAAGUGGAAAAGGAGGCAAAGGAGAGUUUUGAGAGAGCCGGGCUCUCGUUCAUGAAUCUGACCUUGGCGCUGGCUGAAGCUCGCAGACCAAAUGGACUGUGGGGGUUUUACUUGUUCCCAGACUGCUAUAACUACGGCUACAAGCAGCACCCACAACGCUACACCGGCGAAUGCCCCAACGUGGAACAUGUUCGAAACGACCAUCUGAUGUGGCUUUGGAAAGAGAGCACUGCCCUGUAUCCUUCCAUCUACCUGGACUAUGAGCUGAAGUCCUCACCCAACACUGUCAAGUUCGUCCAUUACAGAGUGAAGGAAGCCAUGAGGAUCGCAUCCAUUGCCCGAACCGACUGCACACUACCCGUCUUCGUCUAUUCCAGGCCGUUCUAUGCCUACACCUUUACAGUGCUCUCAGAGAGCGACCUGGUUCACACCAUUGGGGAGAGCGCCGCUUUGGGAGCGUCAGGUGUCGUUCUGUGGGGGUCAUCAGAAUAUUCUCGAUCACAGAGGAACUGCCUGACGGUGAAGAAGUACAUCGACGGCCCCCUGGGCCAUUACGUUAUCAACGUCACCUUGGCAGCCAAGCUGUGCAGCAAAGCCCUGUGCAAGAAGAAUGGCCGGUGCGUCCGCAAGAGUCUGGACUCGGGCGCGUACCUUCACCUCAACCCACGUUUCUUCCACAUCCACCACAACGCGGCGCCCAGGGGCCCUCGCUUCCACGCCAGCGGGCACCUCAACAACCACGACAUCCUGGACAUGAAGCACAAGUUCAGCUGCCAGUGCUACCAGGGCUGGACGGGGAUCUACUGCGAGGUUCCCCAACAGGCGCUGCUUCGUCCUGCCACUCCUGCUCCCCCUCCGCCCCCUCCACCCCCUCCGCCCGGCGUGCCGCUGCCUCCCCCGCGGGGUGGCGGCCUGCUGUGGGACGUCCUGCUCACACUGUCGCUGCACUUCUCCUGUCUGUGUGUUAUCAUGUUCCUGGGAUUGUGUCUCAUCGUCAAGUGUCUCAUACUGUAGUCCCUCUGGUGUCCAAC